AUGAGUACAAAUCACGAAGUUCCCAAUGCCUGGGAUGCCGACUGGGAGUCUCAAGCUGAUCAGCUGGCGGAUCAGCCGAUCAUUGCACCGGAGAAGAAGAUAUCCUCUAAAGUCAGCAAGGCGCAACGGAGGGCGCAACAGGCCGAGUUCAAUCGACAGCUCUGGGCAGAAGCUGAAGCGCCGCAGACAUUUCACUACAUGGAAGCUCGCUCUGAGGUGCCGCUAAAACAGGACUUCAAACCGACGGUCACUCUUCUCAGUCGAAGACCGCAGACUGCUACAAGAAAAUCACCAUCUCUAGGGGGAGUCGAUGGAGCAACAGCUGGACUGGGACAACUCGGUCUGGAUGACGACGGGGACUCCGACGACGACCGCAGCAAGCAGCGUCAACCGACGUUUGAGGAACGACAAGCCAUGGCCCUCAAGAAUCGUGAGGAGAGACAGAGAAAAUACGAGGAAGCACGAGAACGCCUGUUCGGGAGCCCUUCUGCUCCGACGUCCGGCAAUUCCACACCCAGAAGUACAACCCCGCCCCACCAUAAUCAGUCCGCGGAAGGCCGAGGCAAGGGUAAGGGCCGGGGUGGGCAGCGAGACUACAGAGAGAAGCGGGACUCGUCUUCGGUUUCGAACAGGUCUAGACAGCAACUCUAUGAUCCGGCGAGUCCAAAUCGGUCAACCGGCGGAUCUCCGUUUCAGAGACGCGAUCGCUCUCGCGGAGACAAGACCGACGUCGAAAAGACAGAGCUUCCUCAACAACCAAUUCGAAACCCACGAGGCCCGGAUGCUAGUGGGAGAGGAGGCUUUGGAUUUGGACCUCGGGGUGCGCGGGGAGGCUAG
This is a messenger RNA of Penicillium diatomitis, 837 nucleotides long. RefSeq lists its product as uncharacterized. Bases 1 to 837 code for a protein of 278 amino acids. The transcript has 3 exons. NCBI's taxonomy places the organism in Eukaryota, Fungi, Ascomycota, Eurotiomycetes, Eurotiales, Aspergillaceae. The record is from RefSeq and is a predicted model, not a curated record.